UUGAGGAUACUGAAUUCUUGUGGAAUAGUUGGUCAGCUUAAUUAAGGUCAUCUACUUGGGAAAACUGCUUAGGAAAGAAGUGAAAUCCACGUCACUCCACAGACCUAAGAGGAUGCAAAACCCUUGUGAAACACACUGGUUUUCACCUCCCUUUGUCCUUCCCUGUUUCACUCUCUUCUGUGCUCCCUUCUGUUCAGGGCAUGCUGUUUCAUCCCUUCCUUGCUAAGUCACCAUUAUCAUCUUACUUACACCUCCUGUAGAAAUACUCUUGGGCCAGAACAUUUGCAAGGCGUGAGUUCAUGCUUACAUUCAUACUGAGAAAGAAACUACCAGAUUCUGAACCACUGGGAGUAUGUGUUUUUACUGGCAUUUCUGCUGCUCCCUCAACUCUGCUUGACCUAUUUAUUCAUUCUGAUUAGGCUGCCAAGGCUUGCUGAAAGGAGGCUUGGCAUUUACAUGUCUUUGACAUUCCUUAUGUAGUUUGAGGUGUUACAAAGUCAGCAGCAAGGACAUCUUCCAGAGCUGCUGAGUCUGCGUUCAUUUAUUUAUUCUUGAUGAAUCAAUGUCAUAUCUGAACAGAAGAAAACUUUUUCACACAUCAGGUUACUGGAAAACAGUGGGUUUUGAACAUGUAAACAAACAUUAAGGGGAAAACAAACCAAAUUCAAUAAUCUCUCCUGUCUAAUAAAAGAUCAUGAAGUUCUUCUGCAAAUACCUCACAUUCAUGAUGAAAACAAGGAACAAAUAAAGAACAAUCAUUCGAGCCUGCCAAGGCAAAGCCCAGAUGAUUACUAGAAUGAUUAUGGGGAAAAACUUCCUUUAUGAGCAAAUUCUUAUGAAUUGUCUCCUACAGAGCUUCCUGAGCUUCCUGCAGAACCUGCUGUGGGGACCGCUGAGGGAACAGAAGCAGUGUCAUGAAGAGAAAACAAUGUUCUCCCUCUUAUGAAGACAUGAUGCUGUUAGGGAGACAUAGAAUAGAGUAUUUCAGUUGCAAGGGACCUACAACGAUCAUUGAGUCUGACUGUUUGACUACUUCAGGGCUGACAGCCAGAUAUGCCACUGCAAAACUGAGGCUUAAUUUCUGAGUGAAAACCUCCCAGCAUCUGCAUCAUUUCUCAGAAAACAGGAUCAGAAAAAUUUAGAUUAUGUGCUUAAAUUGUUGCUCACCAGUGCAGGCUUUGGUUGGAGCAUAGCCUUUCAGAACUGCCUGGCCUAACAGAGAUGUGCCACAGGUGCCCUUUUUCACGGUCAGCCUGUUAAAGACAGAUGAUCAGUAAGCGGUUAUUAACAAUUUAUUAAUAACUUACAUUUAUUCUGACAUGGCAGGGGGGUUGGAACUAGAUGAUCUUAAGAUCCUUUCCAACCCUAACUAUUCUAUGAUUCUAUGACAUUGAAUAGCUCCUUUUGUUUAGAUUUUGAGAUCUGAGUCUUAUUUUGUGUUGGCUUUUGACUAAGGAAGAAAAUUGCCCUAUUUAGAGAGGAGGAAAAGGGUCUAACUUCCCUCUUGCAGAGAACACUGAAUCUGUCAUGAGAUGAUUUCACACAGCCUCAAAAACCCACAAGUCACACACUAGUCUUAGAAAUUCAUGUGACAACUAACCAAGACUGCAAGGGACAGAGAAAUAAAAUACCUCUUCGUGUGUCAAUGAAUUAUAUUUUUAUGACUACUGCAAGGUUGAUAACUGCCUUCGGUACAACUGGAUUCAACACCUAUCAUUUAAAACCAGAUUAAUUUAAGAGGAAACAGGCUGGGUUGCAUGAAUUCAUCUUUUAAUCACACAUCAGCUGGAACAUAUGAUGCGAUCUUUAUUUGAGCAAAGGCUUUGGGAGUUUUAUGGGUAAUUUCUUGAGAUUCGCGAGUGCCCGCUGAUACUUUGCAAAGUUUAAGUCGGGGAGGUCACAGCAAGAUGAGGAGCAGAAGGCAAGCAGCAGGGAGGCUCUCAGGUCGAGCCCCGAAAAGCCAUUGUUCGGCUUUAAAAACGACUGAAUUGUCCUGAGCCCGCUGGCGACAGUGCGGUGCAAGCGGGCUUCUGUUCGGGGGCAGCGGCACCCUCAGUCUCACCCUCCCGGCUCUGCCGGAGGCGGCUCGGGGUGGCCGGUGGAGGCGGGGGUCAGCCCGGCCUCCGGUCAGCCGCCGGCACUGAGCCCGGCGAGGGGCGGGGGGGACGGCGGCGACACUCUAGAAAGCUGUGUUCCCUCUGCGAGGGGGGUGCAGUUGCUGCUGCUCCUCAGGCAGCCCUCGCAGGAUGCCGUUCCAGCACGGCUCUGCCCGGACGCGGCAGCGCACCGUCCUGCUGGUGGGGAUCGUGGUGCUGCUGGCCGGCCUCGUCCUCGCCGUCGUGCUGGCCUCCAUCCUGACUCACGGGAAGCCGGAGGGCAGUCCUGAAAUGCUGAAGUGGAAGGACAGAGGGACCACUAAGAAUCUGCAAGAAGUCAUCCUGGGAAGAUGCUACAACUACGUCAUGGCACGGCACUCUGAGCUGGGAGAUAUGGAUUGCCUAAAAAUAUGGGAAUCAUUAAAACAGGCAUUCAUUUACAAGAAUCCCUGUAAUAUUACAUCAGAAGAUUACCAGCCUCUAAUGGAGUUAGCGAGUCACCCUAUACCCUGUAACAAGUCACUGUUUUGGAGCAAGACAAAUGACCUCGUUCAUCGUUACACAAAAUCCAACCAAAAUUUCUUUACUUUGGAGGACACCUUGUUGGGUUAUAUGGCUGAUGGGGUUUCAUGGUGUGGAGACCCCUCUGCCCCAGGAAUCAACUAUGAAUCUUGUCCAAAACGAAGUGAAUGUGAAAGCAACCCUGUCUCUGUGUUCUGGAAAUUGGCAUCCAAGAUGUUUGCAGAAACAGCAUGUGGUGUGGUUCAAGUGAUGCUCAAUGGAUCACUAGAAGCUGGAGCUUUCAAAAGCAGCAGCAUCUUUGGAAGCAUUGAGAUCUUUAACCUAAAUCCAGAUAAAGUCUCUGCAGUACACAUUUGGCUUAUGCAUGACAUUGGCGGACCUCAAAGUGAAUCCUGCUCAGGUUAUUCCAUAAAGAGGUUAAAAAGCAUCUUAGAAGAACGAAACUUUCAGAUCACCUGUGAAGACAAUUACAGGCCAGUUCAGCUCCUUCAGUGUGUGCAUAACCCUGACCACACAGACUGCAGACUUUGCGCCAGCUCCACGGCAGCUCCAUGAGACGGAGUCCUCCAAGUUACUGAACUUGACUGUGUGUAAAGCUGGAAAAGAUGUGGCUAAAUAGCUUAGGGUGAUAAAUAGUAGCAUGGUGUGUACAGAGUCCAUGACCUGAAAACCUUGCUGUGAUACUAACAGCCACAUAGCAGCAGAUGAUACUUUAGGUGUGAUGACUGUACACACAUGCACCCAACACACUAUUUCAGAGAGGCCGGGGGAUGUUCGGUGGGUGAGGGCAGAUGCUUUGCCCUGGUUUGCCCCCUCCUGUACAACUCCACUUGUGCCCAGGGGCUCAGAGUGGGGAUUUCCUGGGGUGUGCACGGAGAAGAAAAAGAAUUUCCAGAGGUAGGACUUGCUGGCAUCAGCACUCAGCUUCCUCCCUGCUGGAAAGCUGGAUGGAAAAUGACCAAAGCGUUCUACAUUCUCUUUGCAUCCCAGUGCAACAUCCCCCAGAGAGGAACAUUGCCCCAUGGCACAUGGUAUAGAUCAUGUUGCUCCCAGAGACUGUGGCACCUCAGAGCAGAUAAAGCAAGCAAUGGGAGAGACAGAGCCUCCUUUUAAUGGGCAUCAUAAGUAAGUGGCUGGUGGGGAAAUGACAGAGCUGAGCCAAGAAAAGACCAGAAACCACUCAGAGGGUUGCCAGGAGCUGUAAGGACAUGUCAAGCAUGUAGCUGGGGAGAGAAAAUAGCAAGACUGACUCAGACAGCCCCAUUAAAAUCCUACUGUAAACACCACUGCAGUUCACAUUACAUUUCAUCCUUAAUAUAGCAGCAAGUGUAAGCCUUCCAGCUUUCGUUGAAGGUCCCUCAGGCCACACGCUGGCCAGCCACUGGAAUAGAGACAAACAUCAAACAGUUGCCACAAUAAGGAGUCUCUCUUGACCUCAGUUUCUGAGGUGAAAGGUGAUGCCUUACAGUGUAUAAUUCAUAGGCGCAGACAUGCUGCAGUACACUGAACCAGCAGGUUUCAUUGAUUUUGUUUGAUUUCUAUACUACUGCUCGCACAUGCAUAGUCAAGUGCAGGUUUAUAACAAAACAAAGAUCUGAGGCCAGCUUGUGGUUAUGGCUGCAGUGCCUUUGUGCAGUGUCAUCGGCACUAACAAUACUGAGCAGGUUUUGCUACAGAUACACUCUCAGGUGUUGCAGCACCAGCAUAACUAGCCAUUGUCAAUUUGGUAGGCAGACCGAGGUUCCCAUGAUCCCAUAGGCAGAAGGUUAUAAUACUCUUUGUUUUAGUGACUACCCAGAGUGUGAAGCAUCCUUACGGAACUACACAAGCCGGUGUAAUUUCUUGCACCUCUAGAGGAGCCCUUUCUCUGUAAUACACAGGCCUGCACUGAGC
This is a messenger RNA of Pezoporus occidentalis (night parrot), 4511 nucleotides long. RefSeq names its product CD38 molecule (gene CD38). Gene Ontology annotation, molecular function: NAD+ nucleosidase activity; phosphorus-oxygen lyase activity. The record is from RefSeq and is a predicted model, not a curated record. Gene Ontology annotation, cellular component: plasma membrane. Bases 2247 to 3173 code for a protein of 308 amino acids. The transcript has 8 exons. Lineage: Eukaryota; Metazoa; Chordata; Aves; Psittaciformes; Psittacidae. Gene Ontology annotation, biological process: positive regulation of B cell proliferation.